Molecule: messenger RNA, 1833 nt
Organism: Kluyveromyces lactis
Lineage: Eukaryota; Fungi; Ascomycota; Saccharomycetes; Saccharomycetales; Saccharomycetaceae
Gene: TPD3
Product: protein phosphatase 2A structural subunit TPD3
Exons: 1
Coding region: 1-1833 (610 amino acids)
Biological process (GO): protein dephosphorylation
Cellular component (GO): protein phosphatase type 2A complex; cytoplasm
Molecular function (GO): protein phosphatase regulator activity; protein binding
Source: RefSeq, a predicted model, not a curated record
AUGGGCGAUAAUAGCGACAGUAAAGUGAAUCUCUAUCCAUUAGCUUUGCUAAUGGAUGAAUUGAAGCACGAUGAUAUUUCUAAUAGGGUUGAAGCAAUGAAAAAACUGGACACCAUUGCUUUAGCCUUGGGCGUUCAAAGGACGCGUGAUGAAUUGAUUCCAUUUCUAACCGAAGUGGCUCAGGAUGAUGAAGAUGAAGUGUUUGCAGUCUUGGCUGAACAAUUAGGUAAUUUUGUGCCGUUUGUUGGAGGUAGAAAAUAUGCCACUCUGCUAUUGCCUGCUUUGGAGAUUCUUGCAUCAACCGAAGAGACGUUGGUGAGAGAAAAAGCAGUUGAUUCAUUAAAUAUGGUAGCCGAACAGUUGACUGAGGAACAAUUGCUGCAUGAUUUUGUGCCUUUGAUUGAAAAUCUUGCCACCAAUGAAUGGUUUUCUUCCAAAGUAUCAGCUUGUGGGUUGUUCAAAGCAGUUUUCGUUAGAAUUCAGGAUGAUAAGUUUAGAAAAGAUUUGUUAUCGUUGUUCUUGCAAUUGAUACAGGAUGAUACUCCAAUGGUUAGAAGAGCUGCGGGCAGAAACUUACCUACCCUUGUUGACCAAUUGACUGAGCAUCCAGAAUUGUCAACAGAUGACGAAUGGGACUAUAUCUCUAGUAUGUUCCAAAGAUUGGUCAAUGAUUCUCAGGAUUCGGUGAAAUUUUUGGCUGUUGAUGUCUUGAUCUCAAUCUUGAAAUUUUUCAAUAAGAAAAAGGACUUCACACAUACGAAGGAUCUAUUACAAUCUUCCAUUCAAUUAAUCGGGGACGAAGCAUGGAGAGUUAGGUACAUGGCUGCUGAUAGAUUCGAGGAACUUGCUUCUCAGUUCGUUUCGAAUCCACAAUAUGUCAGCGAAUUGUUAGAACCAUUCUUAGCUUUGUGUCAAGAUAACGAAAGUGAUGUCAGGAAAGCCAUCGCAAAACAAAUUCCUGGCUACGCAAAAUUGCUUAAUGACCCAUCUGUUAUCUUAAAUAGAAUUAUACCUGCUGCUCAGAAUCUAAGCAUCGAUGAAACAGAAUGUGUAAGGGCUUCUUUGGCUUUGGAGAUUACAAACUUGGCGCCUUUGCUACCAAAGCAAGACUCAAUGGAUAGUUUAGUUCCAAUACUUCUACAUAUGUUGAAAGAUGAAUUCCCAGAUGUCCGUUUGAAUAUCAUUGCCAAAUUGAAAAUCGUCAAUGAAUCUGUCGGAAUCGAAUUUCUAUCUGAGAAUUUGCUACCCGCCAUUACAGAGCUUGCUAAGGACCCCAAUUGGAGAGUAAGAUUGGCCAUUAUUGAAUAUAUUCCUCUUCUCGCAGAACAGUUGGGGAUGGAAUUCUUUGAUUCUAAACUAAGUGAUUUGUGUCUAUCGUGGUUGUGGGACGGUGUUUACUCUAUCAGAAGUGCUGCUAUCACAAAUCUAAGUAAACUAACUGAAAUCUUUGGUUCAGAUUGGGCACAAGAAGAAAUCAUUUCUCGUUUACUAAAGUCGGACACUCAACUGUUAGAAAACUUCAACUAUAGAAUCACUCUACUAUUUGCAUUAACUGGGUUGGUCCCCGUUGUCUCCACAGACGUUGUUGUCGAAAAGAUUCUACCAUUCGUAAAUCACUUAUCCACAGAUAACGUUCCAAACAUUAGAUUUAACGUUGCAAAGUUCUACGCUGUCAUCGUAGAAGCGUUAACGAAAAAUACUAAUAAGAAUCACAUUGAACUAAUCAAUAAUACCAUUAUUCCAACACUAGAAAAACUAUGUCAAGAUCCUGAUGUCGACGUAAGGUUUUUCUCUGCACAGAGUUUAGAAAAAUGUAAAUCCUUCUUGUCCUAA